Molecule: messenger RNA, 2556 nt
Organism: Apodemus sylvaticus (European woodmouse)
Lineage: Eukaryota; Metazoa; Chordata; Mammalia; Rodentia; Muridae
Product: vomeronasal type-2 receptor 116-like
Exons: 7
Coding region: 1-2556 (851 amino acids)
Biological process (GO): G protein-coupled receptor signaling pathway
Cellular component (GO): membrane
Molecular function (GO): G protein-coupled receptor activity
Source: RefSeq, a predicted model, not a curated record
AUGAAGAAUCUUUGUUCUUUUAAUAUUUUCUUUUGGCUCCUGAAGUUUUCUCUCACUUUGUGUUGUUUGAUUGAACCCAUUUGCUUUUGGAGGAUAAAGAAUAGUGAAGAUAACAACGGAGAUUUGAGAAGUGACUGUGGUUUUUCCAUUUUUGCAAUAGAGGGACCUGUUGAAGAUGAUUUGUAUAAUGAAACUUUUGGUUUUAGGUAUUCAAAUGUGUCACAAAAACAUGAAUUUUUUCUUGUAAUGUUUUUUGCUACUGAUGAGAUUAACAAAAAUCCUUAUCUUUUACCCAACAUGACUUUGAUAUUCUCCAUCGUUUUUGGCCAGUGUCAAGAUACAUUGAGAGUUCUUGACUUUAUACAUUCUAUGCAAAUAAAACAAAGUGAGGCUUUUAUUAAUUAUAACUGUGAAGAGGGUUUUUGUGAUGUAGGCCUUACAGGACCAUCAUGGAAAACAACCUUAAAACUAGCGAUUAAUUCCAGGAAUCCAAAGGUUUUCUUUGGACCAUUUAAUCCUAACCUGAGUGACUAUGACCAGUUGCCCUAUGUCCAUCAGAUAGCCACCAAGGACACACAUUUGUCCCAUGGCAUGGUCUCCUUGCUGCUUCAUUUUAGAUGGACUUGGAUAGGCGUGGUCAUCUCAGAUGAUGACCAGGGAAUUCAGUUUCUCUCGGAUUUAAGAGAAGAAAUGCAAAGGUAUGGGAUCUGUUUAGCUUUUGUGAAUGUGAUCCCAGAAACCAUGCAGACAUACAUAACAAAGGCUACGAUAUAUGAUAAACAAAUUAUGACAUCUUCAGCAAAGGUUGUUAUCAUUUAUGGUGAAAUGAACUCCACUUUAGAAGUCAGCUUUAGAAGGUGGGAAUAUUUAUGUGCUCGGAGAAUCUGGAUCACAAAUUCACAAUGGGAUGUUAUCACAAAUAAAAAGGAAUUCAGCCUUGAUUUCUUUCAUGGUAUUGUCACUUUUGCACACCACAGAGGUCAGAUUGCAAAAUUUCAGAAUUUUCUGCAAACUGCGGACACUGGCAAAUAUCCAGUAAACAUUUCUGACUCUAUAUUGGGGUGGAAUUAUUUUAAUUGUUCAAUCUCUAAGGAUAGCACUAAAAUGGAACAUUUUAAAUUUAACAAUAUAUUGGAAUGGACAGCACUGCACAAAUAUGACAUGGCCCUGAGUGAAGAAGGUUACAAUUUGUAUAAUGCUGUGUAUGCUGUGGCCCACACCUACCAUGAAAUGAUUCUUCAACAAGUAGAGGCUCAGAUACCAACAGGAUACAAAGGAAUAUUUACUGACUGUCAGCAGGUGUCUUCCUUGCUGAAGACCAGGGUGUUUACUAAUCCUGUUGGAGAACUGGUGAACAUGAGCCAUAGGGAAAAUCAGUGUGCAGAGUACAGCAUUUUCAUCAUUUGGAAUUUUCCACAAGGCCUUGGAUUAAAAGUGAAAAUAGGAAGCUAUUUUCCGUGUUUUCCACAGAUGCAACAACUUCAUAUAUUUGAAGACAUGGAGUGGGCGACAGGGGGAAAUUUGGUUCCCUCCUCCUUGUGUAGUGUGCCAUGUACUGCUGGAUUUAGGAAAAUUCAUCAGAAAGAAACAGCAGACUGCUGCUUUGAUUGUGUUCAGUGCCCAGAAAAUGAGGUUUCCAAUGAAACAGCAGAUAUUGAACAGUGUGUGAGGUGUCCAGAUGAUAAGUAUGCCAACUUGGAGCAAACCCACUGCCUCCAAAGAGCUGUGUCAUUUCUGUCUUAUGAAGAUCCACUGGGGAUGGCUCUAAGUUCCACUGCUCUAUCCUUCUCGGCCUUCACAAUUCUAGUACUCAUCACUUUUGUGAAGUACAAGGAUACUCCUAUUGUGAAGGCAAAUAAUCUCAUUCUCAGCUACAUCCUGCUCAUCUCACUAGUCUUCUGUUUUCUCUGCUCAUUGCUCUUUUUUGGACAUCCCAACCAGGCCACCUGCAUCCUGCAGCAGACCACAUUUGGAGUGUUUUUCACAGUCGCUGUUUCUACAGUGUUGGCCAAAACAAUAACUGUGGUCAUGGCUUUCAAGCUCACUACUCCAGGAAGGAGGAUGAGAGGAAUGCUGACAUCGGGGGUACCUAACUUGGUCAUUCCCAUUUGUACCCUGAUCCAACUUGUUCUCUGUGGCAUCUGGUUGGUAACAUCUCCUCCCUUUAUUGACAGGGAUACACAAUCUGAACAUGGAAAGAUUGUCGUUAUUUGCAACAAAGGCUCACUCAUUGCCUUCCAUGUUGUCCUGGGAUAUUUGGGUUCCUUGGCUCAGGGGAGCUUCACUGUGGCUUUCCUGGCUAGAAACCUUCCUGACAGAUUCAAUGAAGCCAAGUUCCUAACUUUCAGCAUGCUGGUGUUCUGCAGUGUCUGGAUCACCUUCCUCCCUGUCUACCACAGCACCAGGGGGAAGAUCAUGGUGGUUGUGGAGGUCUUCUCCAUCUUGGCUUCUAGUGCAGGGUUGCUAGGGUGUAUCUUUGUCCCAAAGUGUUAUGUUAUUUUAGUUAGACCAAAUUCAAAUUUUGUAAAGAAAUACAGAGAUAAAUUGCUUCAUUGA